CUGGUUCCAAACAAAACAAUUCUAAAUACCCAGACAUUGAAUAAUUAAUCAGUUACUUGAUUCAUAAUGUUUUGUUAUGACUCCACCCAAUUAAAUUUAAAAAAUUCCAGUUGGGAUUUUCAUACCGAAUCUCUUAAGUAGCAUUUAAUUUGAAAGAUAUUUUAUUAUUUUUUAUAGUUACUUGUGUAUUUAUUACUUUAGGUUUUAUUAUUAAAGUCGAAAUGUUCGUAUAAAUUAAUUUUAAAAUGUAUAAAUUCUUUUUAUUAUUGUUCGUGGUUAUCCUAAGAACUGAUGGUCAGCAUGAAUGGCAACCAAAAGAUGCAGUCGACGAAAUUCGUUUACGCUUGGACAAGAUUAAUGCAGAUAAUUGUGGUAUCCAGCCUUUGAGUGAAGUUUAUUUACCUGAAGACACUGUAUCACAUUUACCUGAUAUUAAAGAUGUAGCAAUUAAUCCUGUGUUUCCCAAUCGUACUGCUUUAUUGCACCUUAGCAAUAUGGCUUUAAAUAGAGGCUUUUUUUUUAGUUAUAUUUCUCAAGCCAGGUUUAUACGACCAGCAAUCAAUGAUACUUAUGACCCUGGAAUGAUGUAUUAUUUUCUUUCAACAGUUGCUGAUGUUUCGGCAAACUCCCAUAUUAACGCUAGUGCUAUAUAUUUUGCUCCUAAUAUGUCAUAUUCUCCAUCUUAUAGAGGAUUUUUUAAUAAGACCUUCCCUUAUUUUGCUCCAAGAACUUUUAGAGCUGAUGACUUUAACGAUCCUAUUCAUCUUGAAAAGAUUUCAACCUUAAAUACAUUUACAGUCAAAGAUUUGGGUGCAUUUUCAAAUGAGAGUCUUACACAAGAUUACACUUCUAAACAUUAUGGAAUAAAUGAAUGGUAUUCAAAAUGGCUUCCAGAUAAUGUAGUUGGUCGUCAUGAUACUAAAACUACCUAUCAAGUUGAAAUAAGGUAUGCUAAUAAUACAAAUGAAACUCAUACAUUCCAUGGUCCUCCAGGGGCUGAUGAUAUACCGGGUCCUAUCAAAUGGACUAGACCUUAUUUUGAUUGUGGACGAAGUAAUAAGUGGCUCGUUGCAGCUGUUGUACCUAUUGCUGAUAUUUAUCCCAGACAUACAGGAUUUAGACAUGUUGAAUACCCAACUUACACUGCAGUAUCAGUUGUUGAAAUGGAAUUUGAAAGAAUAGAUAUAAAUCAAUGUCCAAUAAGUGCAGGAAAUCUUGGUUCCAAUAGAUUUGCAGAUACAGCAAGAUGCAGAAAGGACACAACAUUAUGUGAACCAUUAGAUGGUUGGGGAUUUAGACGUGGUGGCUAUCAAUGUCGUUGUUUGCCACGUUAUAGAUUAGAUAAAUCAGUUCGCCGCCCUUUUCUUGGAGAAAUCAUAGAACGUGCAACUUUAGAACAGUACUACAGUGGGGUUUUUGACUGUAGUAAAGUUGGAUGGUUACACCAAAAAAUUGUUUAUCCAAGUCAACUUGAUGCAAAUCUUCGUGAGCAAUAUUUAGAAAAAAAUUUUGAAUAUAAAAAUUUCACUCCAGGCUUAGGAUCAACUAAAGAUCCUCAUAUUAAUAUUCAUGAAGUUAUAAAUUCUAUAAGAAGUGUUAAUCCUAGUAAUUGCCAUGAGUUCCGAAAAGAAGAUUUAGAACUCUUAGGUGAUUAUGGUUUUGGAGCAGAUCAACAAUAUUCUAACCAAGCUAAAAUGGCUGUACGACUUGCAAAUUUUAUUAGUGCCUUUUUACAAAUAUCUGAUCCAAAAGAAGUAUAUUCUGGUAAACGUGUUGCUGAUAAACCAUUAUCUGAAGAUGAAAUGAUUGGUGAAGCUUUGGCAAUUGUAAUGUCAGAUUUCAAAAUUUGGUCUUCUGGAAUUUAUUGGGAUAAAAAUAAGUUCCCUAAUCGUACUCUUUUUGCUCCAUAUGCAUAUAAAACAGUUAAUUUUGGGCGAAAAUAUUUUGUAGAAGAUUUAGCUAGAUUGAAUAAGUCUGAUGAAGUUUAUACAAAUUCUCCAUGGUUUACCUUCACUAAACAAAGAUGGUCUACAAAUUUUGACAAUUUAGAAAAAUAUUACGUUAAGCUUAAAUUACGUUAUGAUGAAGAUGGAAAACAAUUAAAUAAAUAUGAACACUAUCCCACUUUUUAUAGAGCUGCUCAUCUUAAUCAUGGAUAUUGGUCUUCUCCUUUUUAUGAUUGUCAUGGCAAAAUACAAGAUUGGUUUAUUCGUUAUACUGUACCAUUUUUUGGUUGGGAUAGCCUUAAAGUUAAAUUAGAAUUCAAAGGUGUAGUUGCAGUUACUAUGCCUCUUUUAAAUCUGGAUAUAAAUCAGUGUCCACAAAAGUAUUAUGAACCAAAUGCUUUUAAAGGAACUCACAAAUGUGAUCAACGCACAACAUAUUGUGUACCAAUACAAGGGAGAGGUUAUGAUACUGGUGGUUACAAAUGUGAGUGUAUACAAGGUUAUGAAUUUCCAUUUGAAGAAGAAGAUUUUACAUAUUAUGAUGGACAAAUGAUGGAAGCUGAAUUCAUGCAUAUGUAUUACAAUAAUAAAACAAGAUAUGAUACAUUUAAAUGCCGUAUUGCUGGGGCUGCUGUUCAUCCAAGUAAUAUUAUAUAUGUUUUUACGCUGGUUAUUUUAUGUAUAAUUAUGUGGAAAAAAUAGUUUUUUUUUAGAAUUUAAUGUUCAUAAAUAUCAUUAAAGUAUUGUUUUUAUGAAUUGUAUUAAAUUAUGUUUAAUUAAUACCCAUAAUGUUAAUCCUACUUUUUAUAGUUGUUUCAAUGUGACUGAAUUUUUUUUUUCUUUUUUCUAAAUUCAUUAAUUAAUUUUAAUCUUAAUAAUUAAUAUGAAAUUGAAAAGACUAGUUUAGAUGAAUUAUUUUUAUUAAUAAUUUAAUAAUAUUUUUUUUAACUCAAACUAAGCUUUUUAG
Daktulosphaira vitifoliae (grape phylloxera) is the source of this 2913-nucleotide messenger RNA. RefSeq lists its product as uncharacterized. Lineage: Eukaryota; Metazoa; Arthropoda; Insecta; Hemiptera; Phylloxeridae. The transcript is spliced from 14 exons. The record is from RefSeq and is a predicted model, not a curated record. Bases 246 to 2648 code for a protein of 800 amino acids.